CUCUACGUCUUCCUCACUCACCUUCCAGAAAUUAAAUUCAUAAGAAACUGUCUAGAGAGAUAAUCGGAUAAUCAAAGAUGUUGAGAGGCAGAGAACAGAGAACAGAGGCAGUGUUCGAGAAACAGAUCAAGUUCACCAGAAAUGGCAGCUUGAAGGCUCCGGCGAAGAGAUCGUCAUCGCAAUUGGCUCAUCCUCUCCGAUACUAUCUCAAGCGAUUCAGCGGAAGUAUGGCGGAGGCUCUGCGGAUGAUUUCGCCGGUGAAAUGCCGCAAACUUGACUCUUCAUCAUCGUUUUCGUCAUCAUCUUCGUCUUCAUCCCACUACAGCAGUAAAUCAUCGAGGCAGCAAGGGAUGGUGGCCGGAAGCAAUUAUUCGUGUACAGCUUCCGCUCCUCGCCGGAAUUCAAUCGGAACUGACGAUCACAGAGCUGAAGCGAUAGAUGAUUGCAUCAAAUUCAUCAACGCCUCCUUGUCUAGAUCAAAGUCACUCGCUUCUUAUAUUUGAUUUUGUAUGACGGACCGUUAGAUAGGGUUUAUUGUUAAUUGAUAGCUCCUAAUUAGCUUAGAACAAUUAAUUUGUAUGUAAAUUGCCUAUGGGAUCAGUCGAUCAGAUCAACUUAUGAACUUAUGAUCGAAUGGUGCGGAAAUUGAUUUGAACCUGUUGAGAGAAAACGUGUACUUAGAAUGAGUCGAUAAAAUUUUGCCUAAUCAUAAGUUAUGAUUAUUUAUUUGAACUA
This is a messenger RNA of Cuscuta epithymum, 735 nucleotides long. The record is from the annotation of a GenBank genome assembly. Lineage: Eukaryota; Viridiplantae; Streptophyta; Magnoliopsida; Solanales; Convolvulaceae.